AUUAAGGAUGAGGAACCCGACGGGGCGGAUAAAACCACACACAUCUGUUUAAUCAUGCAUAUGUAAAAAGACAAAACAAAAACAAAAAAAGACAAACAGGUCGAGAUAUUUUUUUAAUAUCUGAUUGGAGAGAGUUUGAUUUGUCAGAUUUUUUUUAAAUCGCUGACUGGGUAGAGGUUUAAGCACAGAAACAAUGAGUGCUGCACCAGGGUUAUCAACUUUGUUGCUGCUUUUCGUUGCUCUUGUAUGUAAUGCACCAGAAGCGACUCUGGGAAGAACGACAGUUGUGGAUGUGACAGGAAAUGGGAGUGGAACAACAACCGGAGGCGCCACAAUGACAGCAGGUGCCACAACAACCGGAGGUGUGACAGCAACCGGAGUAGAGACAACAACUGGAGCAGCAACAACGACCGGUGACGCAACAAUGACAGGAAGUGCGAGAACAACCGAAGUUGCAACUACAACCGGAGGCCCAACAACAACCGGAGGUGCAACAACAAUCAGAGGUGCCACAACAACUGCAGCAGCAACAACAACCGGAGGCACAACAAUGACAGCAGGUGCCACAACAACCGGGGGUGUGUCAGGAACCACAAUAGAGACAACAACUGGAGCAGCAACAACAACCGUAGGCGCAACGAUGACAGCAGGUGCCACAACAACAAGAGUAGAGACAACAACUGGAGCAGCAGCAACAACCGGAGGCACAACAAUGACCGCAGGUGCCACAACAACCGGAGGUGUGACAGCAACCGGAGUAGAGACAACAACUGGAGCAGCAACAACGACCGGUGACGCAACAAUGACAGGAAGUGCGAGAACAACCGAAGUUGCAACUACAACCGGAGGCCCAACAACAACCGGAGGUGCAACAACAAUCAGAGGUGCCACAACAACUGCAGCAGCAACAACAACCGGAGGCACAACAAUGACAGCAGGUGCCACAACAACCGGGGGUGUGUCAGGAACCACAAUAGAGACAACAACUGGAGCAGCAACAACAACCGUAGGCGCAACGAUGACAGCAGGUGCCACAACAACAAGAGUAGAGACAACAACUGGAGCAGCAGCAACAACCGGAGGCACAACAAUGACCGCAGGUGCCACAACAACCGGAGGUGUGACAGCAACCGGAGUAGAGACAACAACUGGAGCAGCAACAACGACCGGUGACGCAACAAUGACAGGAAGUGCGAGAACAACCGAAGUUGCAACUACAACCGGAGGCCCAACAACAACCGGAGGUGCAACAACAAUCAGAGGUGCCACAACAACUGCAGCAGCAACAACAACCGGAGGCACAACAAUGACAGCAGGUGCCACAACAACCGGAGGUGUGUCAGGAACCACAAUAGAGACAACAACUGGAGCAGCAACAACAACCGUAGGCGCAACGGUGACAGCAGGUGCCACAACAACCGGAGGUGUGACAGCAACCGGAGGCGUAACAACAAUCACGGGUUCUAUAACAACUGGAGCAGCAACAACAACCGUAGGCGCAACGAUGACAGCAGGUGCCACAACAACCAGAGGUGUGACAGCAACCGGAUUAGAGACAACAACUGGAGGAGCAACAACGACCGGCGACGCAACAAUGACAGGAAGUGCGACAACAACUGAAGUUGCAACUACAACCAGAGGUGCAACAACAACCAGAGGUGUGACAGCAACCGGAGUAGAGACAACAACUGGAGCAGCAACAACGACCGGAGGCACAACAAUGACAGCAGGUGCCACAACAACCGGAGGUGUGUCAGGAACCACAACAGAGACAACAACUGGAGCAGCAAGAACAACCGUAGGCGCAACGAUGACAGCAGGUGCCACAACAACCGGAGGUGUGACAGCAACCGGAGGCGCAACAACAAUCACGGGUGCUAUAACAACUGGAGCAGCAACAACAACCGGAAGCACAAUAAUGACCGCAGGUGCCACAACAACCAGAGGUGUGACAGCAACCGGAGUAGAAACAACAACUGGAGCAGCAACAAUGACCGGUGACGCAACAAUGACAGGAAGUGCGAGAACAACCGAAGUUGCAACUACAACCGGAGGCCCAACAACAACCGGAGGUGCAACAACAAUCAGAGGUGCCACAACAACUGCAGCAGCAACAACAACCGGAGGCACAACAAUGACAGCAGGUGCCACAACAACCGGGGGUGUGUCAGGAACCACAAUAGAGACAACAACUGGAGCAGCAACAACAACCGUAGGCGCAACGAUGACAGCAGGUGCCACAACAACAAGAGUAGAGACAACAACUGGAGCAGCAGCAACAACCGGAGGCACAACAAUGACCGCAGGUGCCACAACAACCGGAGGUGUGACAGCAACCGGAGUAGAGACAACAACUGGAGCAGCAACAACGACCGGUGACGCAACAAUGACAGGAAGUGCGAGAACAACCGAAGUUGCAACUACAACCGGAGGCCCAACAACAACCGGAGGUGCAACAACAAUCAGAGGUGCCACAACAACUGCAGCAGCAACAACAACCGGAGGCACAACAAUGACAGCAGGUGCCACAACAACCGGGGGUGUGUCAGGAACCACAAUAGAGACAACAACUGGAGCAGCAACAACAACCGUAGGCGCAACGAUGACAGCAGGUGCCACAACAACAAGAGUAGAGACAACAACUGGAGCAGCAGCAACAACCGGAGGCACAACAAUGACCGCAGGUGCCACAACAACCGGAGGUGUGACAGCAACCGGAGUAGAGACAACAACUGGAGCAGCAACAACGACCGGUGACGCAACAAUGACAGGAAGUGCGAGAACAACCGAAGUUGCAACUACAACCGGAGGCCCAACAACAACCGGAGGUGCAACAACAAUCAGAGGUGCCACAACAACUGCAGCAGCAACAACAACCGGAGGCACAACAAUGACAGCAGGUGCCACAACAACCGGAGGUGUGUCAGGAACCACAAUAGAGACAACAACUGGAGCAGCAACAACAACCGUAGGCGCAACGGUGACAGCAGGUGCCACAACAACCGGAGGUGUGACAGCAACCGGAGGCGUAACAACAAUCACGGGUUCUAUAACAACUGGAGCAGCAACAACAACCGUAGGCGCAACGAUGACAGCAGGUGCCACAACAACCAGAGGUGUGACAGCAACCGGAUUAGAGACAACAACUGGAGGAGCAACAACGACCGGCGACGCAACAAUGACAGGAAGUGCGACAACAACUGAAGUUGCAACUACAACCAGAGGUGCAACAACAACCAGAGGUGUGACAGCAACCGGAGUAGAGACAACAACUGGAGCAGCAACAACGACCGGAGGCACAACAAUGACAGCAGGUGCCACAACAACCGGAGGUGUGUCAGGAACCACAACAGAGACAACAACUGGAGCAGCAAGAACAACCGUAGGCGCAACGAUGACAGCAGGUGCCACAACAACCGGAGGUGUGACAGCAACCGGAGGCGCAACAACAAUCACGGGUGCUAUAACAACUGGAGCAGCAACAACAACCGGAAGCACAAUAAUGACCGCAGGUGCCACAACAACCAGAGGUGUGACAGCAACCGGAGUAGAAACAACAACUGGAGCAGCAACAAUGACCGGUGACGCAACAAUGACAGGAAGUGCGAGAACAACCGAAGUUGCAACUACAACCGGAGGCCCAACAACAACCGGAGGUGCCACAACAACUGCAGCAGCAACAACAACCGGAGGCACAACAAUGACAGCAGGUGCCACAACAACCGGAGGUGUGUCAGGAACCACAAUAGAGACAACAACUGGAGCAGCAACAACAACCGUAGGCGCAACGAUGACAGCAGGUGCCACAACAACCGGAGGUGUGACAGCAACCGGAGGCGUAACAACAAUCACGGGUGCUAUAACAACUGGAGGUGCCACAACAACCAGAGGUGUGACAGCAACCAGAGUAGAGACAACAACUGGAGCAGCAACAAUGACCGGAGGCACAACAAUGACAGCAGGUGCCACAACAACCGGAGGUGUGACAGCAACCGGAGGCGUAACAACAAUCACGGGUUCUAUAACAACUGGAGCAGCAACAACAACCGUAGGCGCAACGAUGACAGCAGGUGCCACAACAACCGGAGGUGUGACAGCAACCGGAGGCGUAACAACAAUCACGGGUGCUAUAACAACUGGAGCAGCAACAACAACCGGAAGCACAACAAUGACCGCAGGUGCCACAACAACCAGAGGUGUGACAGCAACCGGAGUAAAGACAACAACUGGAGCAGCAACAACGACCGUAGGCACAACGAUGACAGUAGGUGCCACAACAACCGGAGGUGUGACAGCAACCGGAGGCGUAACAACAAUCACGGGUUCUAUAACAACUGGAGCAGCAACAACAACCGUAGGCGCAACAAUGACAGCAGGUGCCACAACAACCAGAGGUGUGACAGCAACCGGAGUAGAGACAACAACUGGAGCAGCAACAACGACCGGAGGCACAACAAUGACAGCAGGUGCCACAACAACCGGAGGUGUGUCAGGAACCACAAUAGAGACAACAACUGGAGCAGCAACAACAACCGUAGGCGCAACGAUGACAGCAGGUGCCACAACAACCGGAGGUGUGACAGCAACCGGAGGCGUAACAACAAUCACGGGUUCUAUAACAACUGGAGCAGCAACAACAACCGUAGGCGCAACGAUGACAGCAGGUGCCACAACAACCGGAGGUGUGACAGCAACCGGAGGCGUAACAACAAUCACGGGUGCUAUAACAACUGGAGCAGCAACAACAACCGGACGCACAACAAUGACCGCAGGUGCCACAACAACCAGAGGUGUGACGGCAACCGGAGUAGAGACAACAACUGGAGCAGCAACAACGACCGGCGACGCAACAAUGACAGGAAGUGCGACAACAACUGAAGUUGCAACUACAACCAGAGGUGCAACAACAACCAGAGGUGUGACAGCAACCGGAGUAGAGACAACAACUGGAGCAGCAACAACGACCGGAGGCACAACAAUGACAGCAGGUGCCACAACAACCAGAGGUGUGUCAGGAACCACAACAGAGACAACAACUGGAGCAGCAACAACAACCGUAGGCGCAACGAUGACAGCAGGUGCCACAACAACCGGAGGUGUGACAGCAACCGGAGGCGCAACAACAAUCACGGGUGCUAUAACAACUGGAGCAGCAACAACAACCGGAAGCACAAUAAUGACCGCAGGUGCCACAACAACCAGAGGUGUGACAGCAACCGGAGUAGAAACAACAACUGGAGCAGCAACAACGACCGGUGACGCAACAAUGACAGGAAGUGCGAGAACAACCGAAGUUGCAACAACAACCAGAGGCCCAACAACAACCGGAGGUGCAACAACAACUGCAGCAGCAACAACAACCGGAGGCACAACAAUGACAGCAGGUGCCACAACAACCGGAGGUGUGUCAGGAACAACAAUAGAGACAACAACUGGAGCAGCAACAACAACCGUAGGCGCAACAAUGACACCAGGUGCCACAACAACUGGAGGCGCAACAACAGCCAGAGAUUCAACAACAACCAGAGACAUGACAACGACUGGAAUAGAUACAACAACUGGAGGUGCAACAACAAUCAGAGGUGCCACAACAACUGGAGCAGCAACAACAACCGGAGGCACAACAAUGACAGCAGGUGCCACAACAACUGGAGGCGCAACAACAGCCAGAGAUUCAACAACAACCAGAGGUGCGACAUCAACCGGAGUAGCAACAACAACUGCAGGUUCAAACACAACAGAAGGCUCAACGACAACCAUAGUAGCAACAACAACCAGAGGUGUGACAGCAACUGGCGAAACAGUAGUAAACGUAACCACUCUAAUAACGACAUCCACAACAAAAGCAACAACUACCACCACUACCCUUGCACCCCCACCGGUGGUUGUUGUUGUUGUUGUAGCAGUAGUGUUGGAACCAUACGUACCAGAACUGGCAAACCCCAGCAGUCCACAAUUCAUUGUUCUCGCUCAAAGAAUCUUCGUAGUGUACGACGCCAUAUACAGAAGGAGGUACAGAGCCUACAGCCGCUGUAUCGUCAGAGGCUUCAGGCCUGCAGCAGACCGGACGCGAAUGGAAAACAUUGAGGCUGAAGUGGACAUCGAGUUUGACAACACCACCACGCCAGGAGAAACAAUUCCCAGUGCAGACGCCGUGGCCACUACGUUACAAGAGGAAGUGUCCAACCCCAACAGCACCAUCAACCUCACCAUUGACAACGAUUCCAUAGAAGCCAAUGAGAAAAACACGACAACCGUCACACCGAUGACAAGCACUGCCACUGCCGAGGCACUCACAACAAUAAAUCUAGUAGCAACAAGCAAAGGUCCGACACCAACUGCAGGUUCAAACGCAACAGGAGGCGUAACAACAACAACCGUAGUAGCAACAACCAAAGGGGCAACAACAACUGGCGAAACAGUAGUAAACGUAACCACUCUAUCAACGACAUCCACAACUACAGCAACAACUACCACCACUACCCUUGCACCCCCACCGGUGGUUGUUGUUGUUGUUGUUGUAGCAGUAGUGUUGGAACCAUACGUACCAGAACUGGCAAACCCCAGCAGUCCACAAUUCAUUGUUCUCGCUCAAAGAAUCUUCGUAGUGUACGACGCCAUAUACAGAAGGAGGUACAGAGCCUACAGCCGCUGUAUCGUCAGAGGCUUCAGGCCUGCAGCAGACCGGACGCGAAUGGAAAACAUUGAGGCUGAAGUGGACAUCGUGUUUGACAACACCACCACGCCAGGAGAAACAAUUCCCAGUGCAGAUGCCGUGGCCACUACGUUACAAGAGGAAGUGUCCAACCCAAACAACUUGAUCCUCGCCAUUGACCCACAGUCCAUAAGAGCCUUUGUGAAAAACACGACAACCACCACUGAGGCGCUUACAACGCGCCGGGUGACGUUCCGAUCGGCGGGAGAGGAGUUCACCACAGACUUUUUAAAUUCAUUUUCCGCAGCAUUUAUCAGUCGAGCCUCCACGAUCAAGACAACGCUUGAACCUUUCUACCGAAUCGCAUUCACUUCAUUCCGCACCUUGACCGUGGUUUCGUUCAGUAAUGGCUCCAUCCUUAACAACAUGGACCUGGCGUUUGUGUCCAGCUCCGUUCCCAACAACAGCGCCAUCGUGAGCGUUUUGGUGAACGUCGCCCCCAACAUCACGGCCUUCAACGUGGACAUCUCGUUCAUUUUUGUGGACGGCGCGCAAGUUUCAAGUGGAGCGAGCCACAAAACGACACUCAUCAGCGCAUCCUGCCUGGUACUGUUGUCAUGGUUACUGGCAAACCAGCAAUAAUUCUGCCUUUUUCAUGUCUGCAUCUGAGGAUAAAUAAGCCAAUAUAUGACAUGUACUGUUUUUUUAAUAUCAUGAUUAACAGAAGCGCAUGUGGUAACAUUACGACUUUAAUUGUACAAAAUUACGACAUUAACCUUCUAAAAUGCCAACAUUAGCUUUGUAAAAUGAUAACAAUUCAUCUUGUAGUAUUUCACUUUUGUGGCAGGAACAAGACUGUGCAUAAUUUCGAUUUUCUUUUGUCAAAAAACAAUUAAAAAUUUAAAAACAUUUGUCUCGUAUUUCACCAGUCUGUUAGCUUUGCAACUUUUUAAAGUGGCAAAUUAUGAAAUUUUCUUGUAAAAUCCCAACAUUUGUCUCACAUUUCAAUAGUUUGGUAGCAUUACGACUUUAAAUGUGAAAAUGAUGAUAUUUUUCUCUUACAAUGACUCCUCCCCGCCCACCCCCCCCUUGUUAAAUACCAACAUUUAACUUGUACUGUGCUAUAUUAUUACAUUUUCCUUGUCAGCAGGCUGGUAGCAUUACAACAUGAAAUGCGCCAAAUUCAGGAAGUUUUCUUGUCUAAUAACAUUCUUUUCAUAGGCUACGGUGGAAUUGUGGUAACGUAACAAUUAAAAUAUGAUGACCUCACUGUCCUAAAAUGGGCAACAUUUUAUCCUAAAAUAGCAUCACAGUUCUUAUAAAAUGACAACAGUGUACAUAGAUGGCUAAAACCUCUUUGAUGCAUUAACACCUUUACAAACUGUUAAAUUAUUACAUUGUACUUGUAUUGUUUUGAUGACAAUAAAACAACAUUGCAUUCAA
This is a messenger RNA of Phycodurus eques (leafy seadragon), 8098 nucleotides long. RefSeq names its product mucin-22-like. The record is from RefSeq and is a predicted model, not a curated record. Lineage: Eukaryota; Metazoa; Chordata; Actinopteri; Syngnathiformes; Syngnathidae. Bases 194 to 7297 code for a protein of 2367 amino acids. The transcript is spliced from 14 exons.